Molecule: messenger RNA, 1242 nt
Organism: Penicillium longicatenatum
Lineage: Eukaryota; Fungi; Ascomycota; Eurotiomycetes; Eurotiales; Aspergillaceae
Exons: 1
Coding region: 1-1242 (413 amino acids)
Source: RefSeq, a predicted model, not a curated record
AUGAAGGCCAUCCUUUACUAUGCUGUCGCUUUCGUUGGCUUCGCGACACUCGUAUCGACCACAGAUGACACUACGUCCUCGUACUGCACCCCUAAUAUAGUUUGCGACUCAAACUCUCCCCGCGUCGGCUGGGUAUCCUCCUCCCCACUUCGAAACUCAUUCAGCAUCCUAUUCAGCUGUCUAGCAACCUUCUUCGCCUGUGCCUGGUCCAUCCUCCAACUCAACUUGCCAGGCCUCCAGGAAACAGCCGUGCAAAAGUUCACACGCAAGGUGAAAUGGAUGGUCCUCACGAUCAUCUUCCCAGAGCUCCUGGCCUCGAUCGCACUUAUCGAGUUCGGUCUCGCGAGAAAGUCUCGUAAAGAGAUGCGAAUGCUUGCGGGUGGACACAAUUGGACGACGACGCAUGGGUUCUUUGCCAAUAUGGGUGGCUUUGUGUUGCGGACACCUGAUCUGCAUGACUUUCCGUUGAAUGCGGAGUCGCUGAGACUCCUCGUGACGGAAGGCCCGGUGACAAUUCCGGAGACUAAGAAGGAGGAUAUCAAAGAUCGAAGCAAGACGGAUGUUUUUGCGCGCUCAUUUGCUGUGUUGCAGGGUCUUUGGACGGUUGUACAGUGUAUUGCGCGGUAUCGGGAGAAUCUUCCCAUCAUGGCGCUUGAGGUCAAUGCCGCGCUUUUCACUAUCAUCAGUCUGUGGACGUAUAUAUUUGAGUGGUCAAAGCCGAAGGAUGUUUCUGUGCCGAUCAUGCUUGUUUCGGAGGAAAAGAUCGGGGCUGAGCAGAUUGAGAAGAUCGAGACCAUAUACAAGGACUGGUACAAGAAGGACGUUGGGGAGACGCUUGCUAUCCAGCGGAUUCCUUUCGGUCCUCUGAUUUCGGCUUUUAUGAGUGAUAAACUCAAGAUGAAAUCGUGGGUGACAGGGUUGUGGUUUGGUCUCAGUCUUCUGGCCGGCUUCUAUAAUGGGGCUCACAUGUGGGUGCAUGAGAAUUUGUUCAAUAGUGGUAUGUGGAUUGCUUGGAUGGUAUGCGCGUGGGGAGGAGUUGGAUUGCCGCUAAUUGCUAACUUGUUGAUCUGGUUUGAUCAAUGUCUACCCGACGUCUUUCUCGAGUGGGCUUGGGUGAUUCUGGUGGUUUGUUACAUGUUGAUUCGAAUUGGGUUGCUUGUUGUCGGGAUCAUUUCAUUCUACUCACUACCUUUGGCGGCUUACUACAACGUGACUUGGACCACGUUCAUUCCUCAUUUCUAG